Molecule: messenger RNA, 5490 nt
Organism: Solea solea (common sole)
Lineage: Eukaryota; Metazoa; Chordata; Actinopteri; Pleuronectiformes; Soleidae
Gene: kita
Product: KIT proto-oncogene, receptor tyrosine kinase a
Exons: 21
Coding region: 277-3258 (993 amino acids)
Biological process (GO): Fc receptor signaling pathway; positive regulation of cell migration; multicellular organism development
Cellular component (GO): signaling receptor complex
Molecular function (GO): ATP binding; transmembrane receptor protein tyrosine kinase activity; cytokine binding
Source: RefSeq, a predicted model, not a curated record
CAUGUUGUUGACAGCACAGUCGCUCUCAGGUACCUGGUCGCCCUGCAUUGUCCCCCUGGCGCGCUCCAGGAGAAGAGCAUGUUUGCAGAUCGACAGCGGCUGCAGUUGCGAGCUGUACUGAGCAUCUGUGCCUUUAAAGACUUGUAAGUGCGCGUCUACCAGAGAGCCCGCUGCCAACUUGCCACAACUCCGACACGCUCGGCGAGUCGAGCAGAGCUACCUUAACCAGAAAGGCACUGGCUCACCCUUCACACCUAGACCCAUGGAAUAAUAACAAUGGAAUACCACUGGAUACUGCUCUCUGUCUUUAUGUACUUAAUCUUCCGUCCAGGCAACACCAAGCCUACAAUUACCCCCAUUGACCAGGAUCACCUAGUCAUUGAUCUCAACCAGCGAUUUGAACUGCUCUGUCGGGGUGAGAGGGAGAUUCAGUGGAUGCGAGAGGAUCGGCCAAAUGUAAAGCUGCGGGAGGAGAAAAAGACGAAUGGCAUGUCCACGCUGCAGAUCACUAAAGCUCAUCCUGGACACAUGGGUCGCUACAUCUGCCUGGAGAAGAGCUCUGGGGAGCAAGCCUCCAUCUAUGUCUACAUCAGAGAUCUUGACAAUCCCUUCAGAAAAUCAAAGGUGUUCAACAUUCUGACUCGUGUGGGAGACAGUGCUACCAUCCCCUGCCUAGCAACUGAUCCAAGUUUGGACAACCUGCAUUUGGAAACAUGCUCCGGUGGAGCUCUAGCCUCUGGUCUCCAGUAUAUUACGAGCCUGGAACAAGGCAUCGUCAUCCACAACACGCAAAAGGCCUAUGAAGGUUGUUAUGUAUGCACAGGAAAGCUCAGGGAAAAGCACAUCAAGUCACAUGACUACUACCUAACAGUGAGACCAGUCCCGCUUGAUCCUCCGGUGAUUGAGAUGCAGGCUCCCAAAAGAAUGAUUCUUACCCAGGAUGAGAGUCUGACCCUAACCUGCAACACCACCAAUGUCAAUGGAGAGAUCAAGUUGCAGUGGGUGACCCCGCCUGGUUCGGGUGCCGUCUGGUAUCCACAGCAACCAGCAAAGGUUGACGGUGCUUCACGUAUCCAGACGGAGCACUUCACCCAUGUGCGCAGCUCCACCUUGCACAUAGCAGCGGUCAGACCACGGGAUGCUGGGAGGUACCGGUGCGAAGCUGAGAACGAAAAAGGCAUCAGCACACAGUCAGUGUGGCUUGACGUUUAUGAAAAAGGAUUCAUCACCUUAACACCCACAAACAACAGAACCAUCCGUGUCCGCUCCGGCGAGAGUUUGUCUUUAAAAGUUGAAAUGGAGGCUCAUCCAAGACCGCACACCUUUUCCUGGAGCUUCAUGGGCCUUGAGCUGUGGAACACAACUGACCAUGUCAUCACCACACACAGCCAUGAAUAUAGGUACAUCAGCGAGCUGAGGCUGGUGCGACUGAAAAUGUCAGAAGGGGGGGUUUACACCUUUAGAGCCUCCAACAGUGACACAUCAGUAAAUCAGACAUUUACCCUCUUUGUGAUGAGUAAACCUGAGAUUGUAUCUCAUGAGGGUCCAGUGGAUGGACAGGUGCGUUGUGUGGCAGAGGGGUUUCCUGCGCCACAGAUCACCUGGUACUACUGUGAGCAGCCAUAUAUCAGGUGCUCACAACAAAGAAAUGCCACACAGGAGCGGCAAAAUGUCAUCACUGUGACUUUGUCCAGCCCCAUAUUUGGGAAGUCAGAGGUGGAGAGUCGGGUGAACAUCAGCAAAGGAAGGUUCAAUACUCUGGAAUGUGUUGCAACGGUGGACGGAGAGCAGGCCUACACACUCUUCUCUAUCAGUGAGAGAACUGUUCCCCAUGAUCUGUUCACUCCACUGCUGAUUGGCUCCAUAUCAGCAGCGAGCACCCUCUGCCUCAUCCUUGUCAUUCUGUUCUACAAGUACAUGCAGAAACCAAAAUUCCAGAUCCAGUGGAAGGUUAUUGAAGGCAUCCAUGGAAACAACUAUGUGUAUAUUGACCCCACCCAACUGCCGUAUGAUCAUCAGUGGGAGUUUCCUCGAAACAACUUGCGUUUUGGGAAGACGCUGGGAUCUGGUGCAUUUGGAAAAGUGGUGGAAGCCACUGCGUAUGGACUCUCCAAAACAGACUCAGUCAUGACAGUGGCUGUGAAAAUGCUCAAAUCAAGCGCUCAUGCCACAGAGAAAGAGGCACUGAUGUCCGAGCUGAAAGUCCUCAGUUACUUGGGACACCACAUGAAUAUUGUCAACCUGCUGGGAGCCUGUACUGUCGCAGGCCCUACACUUGUGAUAACAGAGUACUGCUGCUUUGGAGACCUUCUUAACUUUCUACGGAGAAAAAGAGAAUCCUUCUUUUGCUUUAAGCUGGAGGAGGACUGCUACUACCGCAACAUUGCACCGCAGAAAGACACAGCUGGAGACAGCUUGAACGGCUACAUGACCAUGAGGCCUUCUGCUGCUGGCAGCCAUCCUUUCAGUUCUUCCCUCGAGAAGAGAUGCUCACUACACAAAGGUGGCUCUUAUGUGGAAGCAGGUGAAGAGAGUGAGAUGUUUGACGAGGAUGGUCUGUCUCUCGUCACCGAAGAUCUUCUGAGCUUCUCCUACCAAGUGGCCAAAGGCAUGGAGUUCUUAGCCUCCAAAAAUUGUAUCCACAGAGACCUGGCAGCCAGAAAUAUCCUCCUUACUCAAGGCAGAGUGGCAAAGAUCUGUGACUUUGGCUUGGCCCGGGACAUCACCACAGACGCCGACUAUGUCGUCAAAGGAAACGCACGUCUGCCAGUGAAAUGGAUGUCCCCAGAAAGUAUCUUUGAGUGUGUAUACACAUUUGAAAGUGACGUGUGGUCCUAUGGCAUCUUGCUUUGGGAAAUCUUCUCACUAGGAAAUAGUCCGUAUCCUGGUAUGCCUGUGGAUGCAAAGUUCUACAAACUGAUAAAAGAGGGAUACAGAAUGGAUGCACCGGAAUUUGCACCCAGUGAAAUGUAUCAGAUUAUGAGGGACUGCUGGGAUGCUGACCCCUUCAACAGACCCCCCUUCAGGAAGGUGGUGGAGAGGAUUGAACAACAGCUGUCUGAUGCCACUAAGCAUAUUUAUCUGAAUUUCAGCCUCAGACAUCCUGUGACGCCGAGAGCCACAGAGGAGCCGAGUCCUCAGAGUGCAGCAUUUCCUCAUCUCAACUCAGCUGGCACAAACAGUGCUGUGACCCAGCCUUUACUGGUCCAGCAUGAGGUCUUCCUGGAGGGGACAUCCCUCACAGCCCAGCGGGUAUAAUGACCCACCUGACCUGUCAGGCUGCCUCAUAAAGUGCCUGAAAUGAUCCAACCACUACACCCACCCACCCACUGCCCCGGCACCAGCAGCAACUGUCACAUGCUGCAGACAGAAUAGCAAUUGCCAUCUAUAAAAAGGAAGCACAAAAAUGAACCAAUAUGGCUUUGAUCACUGCUGUCGCAAUGAAUGCCUACACAUUACCGAAAGGGCAGUUGGAUGAAUGCUCCCCUUCUCACAGCAAAGAACUGUCAUGGUACAAGGGAGGAACAUGAGCUGUUACUUACUUGUCAUUCAUUUCAUUAUAACACUGUUCUCCGUUAUUUGUCUGUUAUUUUUGUUGGGGUUUUUUUCAGUUACAUUUUUCCUACACAUUUCAUAAAGUUUGCUUUGUGUUUUUAAAGCACUCGAUAUCAUUUUUUUUUUUGUUGUUUUUACACUCUUUGUUUGUUGUUCUUUGUUGGUUGUCUGUCAUGAACAUUUAUGUCGCAUCGUUUUCGAUUGGCCGUCACAAAUAGUUAGAGGAAAUAAAAGCACUUGAGGCACAUGAAUUUCACGUCAUUCCAUUUAGGUUAUGUGAUGCAGCUUUUUGUUUCUGUUUUCUUUUAGCUCCUCUCGUCAUCAUCAUCAGUAUUAUUUCCGACUGUUCAGGUCUAUGUUUAUAAGAAGGAGAUCAUUUUUUGGGGGCCAAUUUAAAUUGCAAUAUUGAGACACUGGUUUAUAAGCUAUUAGAGAGCAUGGCCGGUCAUGCUUAGAGUCCAUAAGUGCUUCAAGUGUUUUGAGAGAUACAUUUUGGAUGUUACUACCAAAAGAGCAUAAAAAGUGUCUUUACAGGAUCUGAUUAACACUUCAUGGAUCAGCCCAUGAUUACUAUACACACGCUGUUUUCACAGAUAUGGUAAAAAACAUGGUACGCUAGCUUCUCGUCUAUGUGCUUGUUGACUGUAUAUGUAGAUAUCUGAAGGUUAAUAGUAAUUGUUAUAAUAUGAUGACAUGGAAAGAGUUUGAAAAUGGAGCCCACGACUCUUCACAUUAUGUCUCAGAUUUGUUGCAAUAUCAGGUGACUGCGAGGAGCCUGUAGAGUUCUCUUGUAAAGGUGUAAAUAACUGCAAAGGUUUAUAUGGUUCCUUCCCUGUCACAUGCAGUGUAUGAUCUUUGUUUACAAGCACGAGACAGGUACUGCCAUUUCGGAGAUGUGUUGUCUUUGCUUUUCUUUUUUGUUCUUUUUUUUUCCUUCACGAAGGAUAACGAAAUGGGAGCUUCUGUGUUGGCUGACAGGCUGUUGUUUGAUGUGCUUCCGCCCGUGCUACUGCUGCAGUACUUUGUUGUAUUGUGUAUGUCAUGGUUAAAGUCGGGUGAAAAGCCAGGGGAAAAUCUGAGGUUCUUCAAGUCACUCUUGAGAAGUUGACACUGGUGACGGAGCUCAGUGUUGGCGAUCUCAUUGUUCUCCAGCCUGUAGCUGGUUUCCCAGCAGUCCUCCUCUGCAUUGUAUCCAGCUGUUUCCUCCAACAGAAGUGGGACUUUCAGUACCUCUCAGCGAGGAGUCUGUAUUGGUCCAGACUAUUAUGAGUUCCCUUUUCCCACUGGUAGAUGUUUUUGUGAAGAGCACCAGGAAAGUGUCCUGUUUGUGUGUAUGAGUGUGCAUUUGUGUGAGUGUGAGGACGCACACACCAGUCGUCUUUGUGUGUAUAUCUGUAUGAUUGUCAAAUUCAAAUAUUUACUGUUAAGACGUGCCACUACGAAUUAUUCAUCAAGUCGUUUAGGCUAUUAAAACCCCACAGUCUUACCGAAUUGUCUUUUUGUAAAUAUCAAUUUUCACACAUUGUAAAUUUCUGUUGAUGCUUUUGAAGAUGUUUAUCUAAAUGAAGAUGUGGUACACUGCUGCAGAAAUGUAUUGUGAUGUUUUUAUUCGUAUCUGUUCACAGAUUUCCAACUUCCAAAUUGUGUUUGUUUCUCUGUCACCAUGGAAACUUAAACAGAAUGUCAUUUUGACUGUUUCAUCAUUUAAAAGGAAACUGCCUCACAAAAAUUAUCAGCAUUCAUCAUCAAUAUUCAUCAAUGUGGAAGGAGCCGUCUCAGAAUGACUGAUUAUUUACAUCUCUUUGCUCCGUCGCACCAGAAAUAUUUCCUCCAUUUUGCUACAUAUUUAUUAAAGGCUUUAGUGUUAUGGCAAAAAAUGUAAUGUAUUGCUGUUACAUGUGUCAAUGUAAAUAAAAUUGCUUAUAUUGAAUUUCA